AAAUGAGACAAACCCAGACGGGAACAUAAGGCUGAACCCUAAAAACAGAGCCGUUCCUUCCUUCCUCGCUCCCCACCCAACCCAGAAUCAAGAACCCUAUUUUUAUUUUAUUUCUUAAUAAUUGUUUUGGAUAAGAACGUUUUCUGAUUCUGAAUCUUUAUUUGUUUGGACAUUAUUCUGUUUCGCUGUUUUCAGGAAAAGGAGAUAUUAAAAUUCAGCGCUUUCGUUUCGGUUCGAUGUCCUUCUCUGUUUCUUCUUCUCUGCUUCCUCUUCUCAAAUUAGGGUUUUGAUUUCGAAGUCUCUCUCGAUUCUCCGCGAAUUAUCAUCAUCGUUAAGGAAGGUGAUUUGUGGUUUUGAUUUUGGAUAUAAUGUUGACGUCAAGAGUUCUCGACAAUCGGCCCAUUCAUCAGUGGAAGGUUACGGAGCUGAGAGAGGAGCUGAAGAGAAGGAGGUUAACUACCAAAGGUUUGAAGGAUGAUUUAAUCAGGCGUUUGGAUGAAGCCCUUCAGGCUGAGGCGGAUGAGGCUGAGGCUGAGGCUGAAAAUGCUCGUGCUGAGGAUGCUGAGGCUUCUGAGAAGGACGAUGCUGAAAGGAAGGGUGCUGAUCCUCCUGAUGCUGAAAGGGAGGGAGCUGUGGCAUCUGAGAAGGACGAGGCCAAUGGGGUUGACGGGGAUGUAGCUGGUGUGAAAGAUUCCCAGACAGUAACUGUUGAUGCUGAAGCAGCGGAUGUGAAUGAAAAGGAAAGGGCUCAAACAAUUGAAACUUCUGAAAAGGUGACUAGUGUUGAAGUUGAGACAAUUGAAACAGAAAAUGCAGAGAAGAUUCCUCCUGAGGUUGUGGAUUAUGACAGCAAUAAGAAUGACAAGCAGGAUGGUGUUACCAUACCAAUUGACAUCAAUAAUAGUGUGUCAACAAUGGAUCAAGAAAUUGAAUACUCGCGGUUGCCAGCUGGUGCAGAUUCUGCAAACGCGGGAGAGGAUGUUAUUGUCCAUUCUUCUACCUUGGAGACCACUGUUACAGUCACUGAGACUGUAUUAACAGAAGUAGUAGUCAGUGGUCAGGAUUCUGACAGGGUAUACAAGAAUAAUGAGGAUUCUGGAAUCAAGCUGGAUAAUGAGCAGUCAAAGGUGCAGCUGGAUAGUGAGGACUCAAAGCCCCAACUGCAGUGUGACACAAAGGCCCUUUGCGAGGAUCUCAUGCCCGACUCUUCUAUUCCGGAAAACCAGGUAUCUGAGGUCAACCCUAGUUUAGGGUCUCAAGUAAAAUCUGAUUCUAUUUCUACUGAUUCUGUGUCAAUUAAUCAAAAGAAUGAACUAAAGGAUACUAUAAUUGCUGAUAAUGUCAAAUUAGAACAAGAUUUUGUUAGGCCGGAGUUGGUGCAAGAACCAUCAUCCAGAAAUGAUGAACCUGUUUAUGAUGAAUCAAAUUCAAUGGAUGUUGGAGGGCUGCAUGAGAAAAAGGCAUCUGUUGAAGAAAAUACCAAUAAUAUUACAAGUCCAGACUUCAACAAGACCAUUAACAGUGAUGAUGCGGGGUAUCCCGAAAAGUUGAACUUGGAUAGAAGUUCUGGUGAUGAUUCCAUGGAAGAGGAUGUGCCUGAGACUAAGCAAUUUGAUUCUAAGUUUAAUGUUGAUGAACUUAGUCUUAGAGACAAAGGGGAGAAUAUUGAAGUAUCUAUUGUGAAGGAGGAAAAUAAUACUGUAGUUGUGGGAGAUGGUCUAUCUGCAGGGAAAAGUGAUACAAAUCUUGACAUUGACAUGAGUCCUGUUGCCUUGGCUGAUAAACGGAAAUAUGCUGAACAAGCAUCUGUUGGGAACAAUGAGCCUGCGAAAAGGCAACGCAGGUGGAGUACUGAAACACGUAAAGGAGCAGAUCUGCAAAGCACUACUCCCAGACCUCCUACUACACCCAAGGAUGAGCCAGUUGCGCCGAAACGCAACUUCCCCAGGUCUGAUUCCUUUGCUGCUGCUGAUGCUCCUAAAGAACGCAUUGUUCCACCAUCACAAAGGACCCCAACUAAUUCCCUCAGGAUUGAUCGUUUCCUCCGACCAUUUACCCUAAAAGCAGUGCAAGAACUUCUUGGCAAGACUGGGAAAGUUAGCAGUUUCUGGAUGGACCAAAUAAAGACCCAUUGCUAUGUUACUUACUCGUCCAUUGAAGAAGCCACUGAAACACGGAAUGCCGUGUAUAAUUUGCAAUGGCCUCCAAAUGGUGGACGCCUCUUAAUUGCUGAGUAUGUUGAUCCUGAAGAUGUGAAAAUGAAGUUAGAAGCUCCUCCUCCUCCUCCUCCUCAGGCCGCCUCUGUCAGUGUUCCAACAGUUGCUCCUGCACCAUCUUCCUCACAGCCAGAGCCUUCCCCUCGUCAGCAAAGGGAGCAGCAUCCAAUUCCAGUUGCUCUUCCACCUCCACCACCAUUGUCAAGGGCCCCGCCAGUAGCAAGGGAACGGCUGCCAUCCCCACCUCCCCUACCUGAGAAAGUGGACCCACCUAUUGUCACUCUGGAUGAUCUCUUCCGCAAAACCACAGCAACUCCUCGGAUCUACUAUUUACCUUUGUCUGAAGAGCAAGUUGCCGCCAAACUUGCAGCACAGGGAAAAAGCACAAGGCAGUAGGAGACUACCCUUCUAUUCAUCCUUGGCAGCUUUUACUGAUUUUCUUAUUUUUGGCCAUCAUGCUAGUUAGUGUUAUGGAAGCAUUUUGAAUACAUCUUGGCAGGUCUGCUGAUGCUCAGUAAGAAAUUGUCAUUUCCAUCGCAUGCAUCUUGAGACUUAAAUUACAUUAGUGUUCGAACGUCGUUUAAUUAAGAGCUACUUGGAUUCUUAGA
This is a messenger RNA of Lotus japonicus, 2824 nucleotides long. RefSeq lists its product as uncharacterized. Gene Ontology annotation, molecular function: nucleic acid binding. The transcript is spliced from 5 exons. Bases 369 to 2612 code for a protein of 747 amino acids. The record is from RefSeq and is a predicted model, not a curated record. Lineage: Eukaryota; Viridiplantae; Streptophyta; Magnoliopsida; Fabales; Fabaceae.